UCCUUGUACCUGAGUUUUCAUAUCGAUCCAUGUCUUUGCGUGCGCGCGCGUGUCUGGGUUUGAAAAUCAUGUUUUAUUUUCUUUUUGUAGGUGGUUCUUUGACAGGAAGAAGAUGGAAAUUUGGUUCUGGAUUUGUUGAUAGAAUUUUCCCAGUUUUGAGUCCAACUGCACUGCAAAUUUUGGAGUAUCUUCAGAAGGAAGCCGAUACAGACAGAAUUUGGAGUUCAUUGCCUUCUCCUGAUGCAUGGGAUGAUGUUUUAACUGUGUCUGUUCAACUUCGGAUCAGAAAACAAUGGGACUCCAUCAUUUGGAUAUGUAAAUGGAUAUUGCCAAGAAGCUCAUUCAAGCCAGAUGUGAUAUGCUAUAAUUUACUGAUAGAUGCUUUUGGCGAAAAAUUUCUAUACAAAGAGGCAGAAUCUAUAUAUUUGCAGCUUCAUGAGGCUAGAUGUAUUCCUAAUGAAGACACCUAUGCCCUACUCAUAAAUGCCUAUUGUAUGUCUGGGAGGCUUCAAAAUGCUGAAGCAGUCUUCGCCGAAAUGCGAAAUUAUUGUCCUCCUUCAAGUGCUGUGGUGUACAAUGCUUACAUAAGUGGAUUAAUGAAAGGAAGAAACUUUGAGAAAGCGGAAGAGAUUUUUCUUAGAAUGAAGAGAGAUGGUUGCAAGCUAUCGACCGAAAGUUAUACAAUGUUGAUAAGUUUAUAUGGCAAAGCUGGUAAAUCUUAUAUGGCCUUGAAAGUGUUUGAUGAAAUGCUAAACCAAAAGUGCAAACCUAAUAUUUGCACAUAUACUGCUCUGGUGAAUGCGUUCGCGAGAGAGGGAUUAUGUGAGAAAGCAGAAGAAAUGUUUGAGCAGAUGCAAGAAGCUGGACUUGAGCCUGAUGUAUAUGCUUAUAAUGCACUUAUGGAAGCUUACAGUCGUGCAGGUUUUCCCUAUGGAGCAGCAGCGAUUUUUUCACUGAUGCAGCACACGGGAUGUGAACCAGAUAGAGCCUCAUAUAAUAUCUUGGUGGAUGCAUAUGGGAAAGCAGGUUUUCAAGAUGAUGCUGAAGCUGUUUUUGAAGAUAUGAAAAGAGUUGGAAUAACACCAACAAUGAAAUCCCACAUGGUGCUUUUAUCUGCCUAUUCCAAAAUGGGAAAUGUGAGUAAAUGUGAAGACAUUCUCAACCAAAUGUGUAACUCAGGUCUAAAAUUCGACACUUUUGUUCUCAACAGCAUGCUAAACUUGUAUGGAAGGUUAGGCCAAUUUGGAAAAAUGGAAGAAGUUUUAACAGUGAUGGAAAAAGGAUCAUAUGUAGUUGAUAUUAGCACAUUCAACAUCUUGAUGCAUAGGUAUGGACAAGCAGGAUUUAUUGAGAAAAUGGAAGAACUCUUUCGAUUACUUGUUGCCAAAGGUUUAAAACCUGAUGUGGUUACUUGGACUAGUCGUAUUGGAGCUUACUCGAAAAAAAAGCUUUACCUAAAGUGCUUAGAAAUAUUUGAAGAAAUGAUUGAUGCUGGUUGUUAUCCAGAUGGAGGAACAGCAAAAGUGCUUCUUGCAGCAUGCUCUAAUGAAGAUCAGAUUGAGCAGGUUACGGAUGUGAUUAGAACAAUGCACAAGGAUAUGAAGACUGUUCUGCCAGUAUUUUGUGGGUUUAGUAUAUGAAGUGUAAUGCGAAUGAAAGAAAUAGUUAAAAUGUUGAAGAGUAAAUGAAGUUAAAGAGAAAGAAUUUGAAAUUCUAUUUGAAUGUGAAUUACAUUUUCAAAUAUGUAUCACAUGGAGUAUACCUGCACUUCUGAAUUUUAGAUGUCAACUCACUGUUAUGGUAUUAAUGUACAUACUAAGAAUAAUACAGCCGAUCACUAAGUUCGGCGUGCCAGCAGAACAGCAUAUGGCUCACCUUAAAAAUGCUUACUUCUGCAUAAGGGUUAGGAAGCAGCAGUCGCGUUUUACCGGCCAAUAGUCGAGCCCAAACUCAUCGGUUCAUCUAACAUGGAAGAAUUUGGCCCCAUCUCCAUUCUCCCAACCAUUACGUGAGCAAGCUUUAUCAACUGUCACUUUGUAGUCAUUGACCAUAUUGGAGGCUUAUUCUAAGUUGACAAGAGUUCCCCCACAAUUCUUCCUCUGUACUCCAGCCACCCCACCCCCUCCCUGACACCUUGCUGCAGCUACAGGUGAAUAAGAGGAGUACAUCCACAGAAAUGCUACACCAACAAGAGGUUCACCAAAUGCAAUAAAAGCAAUUCCUAACCCCCAAAUCUGUAAUCUUAGUAAAAUUGUAAAAACACAAGUUUGGGAAAAUAAAAUCAAUAAAAAGCACAGAAAACGAAAAUGCAAGGUGGUUGGUACCAAUACGUUGGGGAAGAUGAGAUUUAUAAUUUCAAUUGUCAAAUUAACGCAACGCCAUUUAUUUCAAUAUAUAAAGU
Vicia villosa (hairy vetch) is the source of this 2401-nucleotide messenger RNA. Its product is annotated as pentatricopeptide repeat-containing protein At2g35130-like. The transcript is spliced from 5 exons. The coding region runs from base 30 to 1640 and encodes 536 amino acids. The record is from RefSeq and is a predicted model, not a curated record. Gene Ontology annotation, molecular function: protein binding. Lineage: Eukaryota; Viridiplantae; Streptophyta; Magnoliopsida; Fabales; Fabaceae.